AUGAAGAAACGUAAUGACGUAGAACCACAAGACGUACGUGCCCUUGCUGAACUGCCUGGGAAGCCCCUAGUGUGGAGCUGCCAACGCCCGGUGUUGAAACUAAAAUUGAGAAUACGGUCUUGAAUGAGUACGGCAGACUUUAAAGCACAGCUAUGCAGACCAUCAAGUGUGUUGUAGUCGGGGACGGUGCCGUGGGUAAAACCUGCCUGCUCAUCUCUUACACUACAAACAAGUUCCCCUCUGAAUAUGUCCCCACGGUGUUCGACAACUAUGCUGUAACUGUAAUGAUUGGAGGUGAACCCUACACCCUGGGUUUGUUUGACACCGCAGGUCAGGAAGACUAUGACAGACUACGUCCUUUGAGUUAUCCCCAGACAGACGUCUUCCUCGUCUGUUUUUCAGUCGUCUCCCCAUCCUCCUUCGAAAACGUUAAAGAAAAGUGGGUUCCUGAGAUCACCCACCACUGUCCGAAGACGCCCUUCCUGCUCGUCGGGACUCAGAUCGACUUGCGGGACGAUCCGUCAACUAUAGAGAAACUGGCCAAGAACAAGCAGAAGCCCAUCACCCCAGAGACGGCAGAGAAGCUGGCGAGGGACCUGAAGGCGGUGAAAUAUGUGGAAUGCUCCGCCCUCACGCAGAAAGGACUAAAGAAUGUGUUUGAUGAGGCCAUAUUGGCUGCACUGGAGCCCCCAGAGCCUAAGAAGAAACGCAAAUGUGUGCUGUUAUGAGGGGUUCCUCACUUUUCACAGCGCACACACACAUACACACACCUCUACAACAUCCCAUCUCCCCCCUCCCACACCCGUUGUCCUCGCUCUAAUAAGGCAGCAUUGUCCUCCGAUGGGAAGAGCAGAUUUCAGACGUGAGAUGAAGCUGGAAGCCAGGAGGCCUCCUCAUGCUGCUGCGGAUGAGCACAUCCAUCGCCCCGCCACCUGGGUUUUCUCCUCACUACCAAUAGAUGUGUGGUGAUGUUUUGUUUUGAUUUGCCAACCCCCCCCCCCCUCCCGCCCCACAGACAAUAACCAGACCAUAUUUAAGCAGCAGCAGCAUUCCAAAUGGACGCACUCCCAACCACUAACUGUCCGUCUGAGCUCCACAGGGCCGAGUGUCCGUCCAUUUGGGAUGUGGAGCUGAAGGCUCUGCAGGUCCACCACAGAAAUUGGCCUUUAAGAAGCAGAGAACGUUUAAACAGUGUUAGCAGAACAAGUGGUGUGUUCUUCAUGCGUUAUCAGGGACCAAGGGAUGCAGGAUGCUGUAACGUUUGUCGUCACCACACACUUUGAAGCGAUGCAGCAGAGACUUCCUGACCGUUGGGGUUUGUAGACGGCUGAUGGUGAAACUAAAAGCUCCACCAGAUUUCUAUGGCGGCUUCCUGCGGUCUCCAUCGGUCCGUCCUGAGGUGUGUGUUGUACCGUUCAGAGUGUGUGGUGCUGCGUAGCUGAGCCUUGGUCUCUGCUCCAAACCGUGGGAUUAAUGGAAGCUGGCUCCAGGUGUUUUUACCAAAAUCUUUUCUUUGUUUGUUUUCUGUUUGUGAUGUUUUUUUUUUUUAUUAUAUAUAAAAAAUAUAUAAAUAUAUAAAAAGGUUACUUUCACUCCUUUCACAUUUAGGGGUUGGAGCUCAUCUGAACUCUUUGCUGCCAGUUUCACAGAGAAAACUGAUGAUCGGCUUAGUUUGACCAGAAACAAUUCAUUUAAAAAUCCUAAAAGACUGACUGGUUUCUGUUUUUUGUUUUCCCUUGUUUUUGUUUUUUUUUACUGGUGGAUUAGAGUUGGGUUGAUCUCCAGCCCAAGUCAAUAUGAUUAUUAUAACCUGUUGUUGUUUUGGUGCAAAACCAAAUGCUUUGUCUAAAGUCUGUUCUUUGUAUAUGCAUUCUUUUCAGAAUUAUUAAACUUAUACCUUAAUUGCC
Messenger RNA from Cyprinodon variegatus (sheepshead minnow), 1907 nucleotides. RefSeq names its product cell division control protein 42 homolog (gene cdc42). Gene Ontology annotation, molecular function: GTPase activity; GTP binding. The transcript is spliced from 6 exons. The record is from RefSeq and is a predicted model, not a curated record. The coding region runs from base 153 to 728 and encodes 191 amino acids. Gene Ontology annotation, biological process: modification of synaptic structure; small GTPase-mediated signal transduction. Lineage: Eukaryota; Metazoa; Chordata; Actinopteri; Cyprinodontiformes; Cyprinodontidae. Gene Ontology annotation, cellular component: dendritic spine.